Molecule: messenger RNA, 1462 nt
Organism: Lasiosphaeria miniovina
Lineage: Eukaryota; Fungi; Ascomycota; Sordariomycetes; Sordariales; Lasiosphaeriaceae
Exons: 2
Coding region: 113-1348 (411 amino acids)
Source: RefSeq, a predicted model, not a curated record
GCGAGGUCGUACUGGGGCAGGAAUAUCCCUAUAUGCGAGAAGCUACCUAGAUAUACCCUUGAAGACCCACCCUGACCACUCUGGAAUAAUCCGCGGACGGAAUGGCGAAUAAAUGGUACGGCCGAGGUCUCCCGAUGGGUCAACCCCGCAGGCGCGUCUUUGCCUGGCAAUAGCGCUGGCAUCUAUGCAAGAGAAACACCCACACAAAAACACUCACACAACAACACCCAAUCAGUACAGGCAUGCAGCCAAGAUGCCGUCGCCACGCCUGCUGUCGCUGUCCCUGGAGAGCAAAAGUCAUCUCCAGAUUGAAUAUGUCAACUGGGAUGGCGAAACCUGUCUCGUUCCGGUGGACCUCGACUACUCGGUUGGCAACAGCGAGGGGACUUUCGAUACGGGCGGCUUCCAUUUCUCCAGAAGCGCGCGGGAUGUUGUUCUGGCCGGCAAUGUCCUGCGUGCCCAGCUCUCGACUAGCCGUGGCGUGUGGUGGGACGACCAGGUCGUCAUUGAGCUUUUAUUCCCCGAGGCGCCCAUCACGUCAAGCCCACCGAGGGUGCACCUGCAUCGCUCCGACCCGCAGAGGCUCGGUCCGUGGUGUCGGAAUCUCAGGCUCGUGGGCAAGUUCAUGUUGGCAGGCCAAUGCCUCCAAGCAGACGGGAGCCACAGGGAUGUCUACAUCAACCUGGACAAGUGCCUCGGCCAUAAUAACGGCGCCUUCGACAAGCACGGCCGCGGCUUCUCGUCGUCGGCAGCAGCAGUGGAGCUGGUCGGGACAAUGAUGUACGCAGUGUGGAAUCACGCCGGGGGCCCUGGUGGCGUGCCGGGCCGGGCCGCCAUCGGGCUCGAGACAAUCCUGCACGUAACAGAGGGCGUCCCGAAGCCGCUCAGGCAGGACAUCACACCCGAAGAACUCGACCUUGAAGUGCUCAGGGACGAUCCGUGGGCGAUCCAGGAACGGAGCUGGAUCCCCAACGCCACCAACAUCCGCCUCCUCAACUACAGGCGGAAGAGGUUUUGGUAUCUGCUGGCCGACUUCCAGGUGCCCGGAGGCACGUUUCGAGAGUCCCUCCUCACCCUACAUGAAGUGUUGGGGCCUAAUGUCAACCAGAUGUUUGGCGGUCCCUGGUUUUCGAGCCCGGAUAUUCCCGAGCCGGCACGCGAGACGAGACUGCAAAAUGGAAUACUCCGUGCGGGUUUCCAGGGACGCGGGGCCUGGCAAGAAAGGUCCAUCGACCUGAGAGGCAUCAAUCCGGCUCGGAUUGUCCUGGCUGCCGGGAACUGUUUUACGCAGGCGUCCUCUACACCCCCUGGUCUGGGCAUAUCACCAAACUUGACCUGCCCAGUGUGAAGUCCGUUCGGGCAACUUGUGUUCUCUGUAGGCUGCUCAGUGACACCAUCAAGUCCUACACGCCCCAAGCGGCAUCGCACGAGGCGUGGGUAACCACCGCACCGGGCACACGGG